Trichosurus vulpecula (common brushtail) is the source of this 4690-nucleotide messenger RNA. RefSeq names its product N-alpha-acetyltransferase 30, NatC catalytic subunit (gene NAA30). Gene Ontology annotation, biological process: N-terminal peptidyl-methionine acetylation. Bases 68 to 1228 code for a protein of 386 amino acids. The record is from RefSeq and is a predicted model, not a curated record. The transcript has 5 exons. Lineage: Eukaryota; Metazoa; Chordata; Mammalia; Diprotodontia; Phalangeridae. Gene Ontology annotation, molecular function: protein-N-terminal amino-acid acetyltransferase activity. Gene Ontology annotation, cellular component: NatC complex.
CGGCAGCGGAGGAGGAGAGGGAGGAGGCAGAGGAGGAGGAGGAGCGGCGGCGGGGACUGGUGUGGGGAUGGCGGAGAUACCGCCCGGGCCUAGCAGCCUCCUCCCUCCGCCGCCGCCGCCACCGGCAGCGGCCGAGCCCCGCUGCCCGUUCCCCGCGGGGGCCGCCCCGGUCUGCUGCAGCGAGGACGAAGAGGACGACGAGGAGCACCGAGGAGGAGGAGGAGGCGGUGGUGGCAGGGCCAGGGGCAGGGGCCGGAGCCCGGCCGGCGAGGCGGCUGCCUCCAAGGGGCAUCAGCGUGUCCAUUGCCCGCAGACGCCGCCGUCGUCUCUGCCUCCGCCGGCGCAGCAGCAGCUGCAGGAACAGCAGCAGCAGCAGCAGCUCAACGGGCUGAUCAGCCCCGAGUUGAGACACCUUCGGGCGGCCGCCUCCCUUAAGAGCAAGAUCGUGGGCGCCGCCGACACCACCGACGGCAAUCCGAGGGCCGCUGCAACCAAAAGAGCAGGGCAGCCCCCCGGUGAGAGACCCCCUCACACUCUCCCCAAUAAUGCAAGAACUGCGCCCCCAAACCCUGCGGCGCCGGCGGCUGCAGCAGCAGCAGCGGCGAGCGGCCUGGCGGCGGCCCGCAAUGGACUGGCUGGAGGGACUGAGCAGGAGGAGGAGGAGGAAGAGGAGGAGGAAGAUGAGUCGCUGCUGCUGCUCUCCUCGUCCCUGACAGCUGUCUGCAGCUUAACAACCUCCUCUGGCAGGGAGGCAGAACCUGAGGAGGAUCGGACGAUACGAUAUGUCCGAUAUGAAUCCGAGCUACAAAUGCCCGAUAUCAUGAGACUGAUCACCAAAGAUCUGUCUGAACCCUACUCCAUUUAUACCUAUAGAUAUUUUAUCCACAACUGGCCACAGCUAUGCUUCUUGGCCGUGGUAGGGGAGGAGUGUGUAGGUGCCAUCGUUUGCAAGUUGGAUAUGCACAAAAAGAUGUUCCGCAGAGGUUAUAUAGCCAUGUUAGCAGUGGAUUCCAAAUACAGGAGAAAUGGCAUUGGUACUAACUUGGUUAAGAAAGCUAUUUAUGCCAUGGUUGAAGGAGACUGUGAUGAGGUUGUCUUGGAAACGGAAAUAACAAAUAAAUCUGCUUUGAAACUUUAUGAAAAUCUUGGUUUUGUGCGAGAUAAAAGGCUGUUCAGAUACUAUUUAAAUGGAGUUGAUGCACUGCGUCUUAAACUAUGGCUGCGUUAAAAGAAACUAUCACAUGAAGGAACAACUUCCAACAGCGCACAGUCGGCCUUUGCAUGCAAUGCAAUUUGUACAGAAUUGCUUUGCAGGUGGAUUUCAUAAUUUCCAUGCAGCUCUUACCCGUCAGUGUCUCAUUUGAGUGUCGCACAUAUUUGUUGCACUAUGGCAUGGCACAUUUGUUCUGAAUUAAAGAUUGUUUCAAACUUCAAGAGUUCUUUUGGUACCAGCGAGAUGUGCCAGUUGCUAGCCAAGAUUUGUUUGUUCAUUUGCAAGUCUACUGACAACGUUAUAUACACAGUGAACAUUUUAUCGCAGAACCUGUAUGUGGAACCUAAUUUUUGUUCCUGAAAAAAGCCAAUUUAGAUUGUAAAAUUCUCUAAGUAUACUAACAUUUCAUACAAAAUUUGCCAUAGUUUUCUGGGGGGAGGGAAAGCUUCAAUUUUAGGUUUUAUUUUUCAAUAUUGAAUUUUCCAUUUUUGAAUAUUGGUACCUCAGUGAUUAGUGAAUGAAAAAAGUGUAUUGUAGGGUGGGGUGUGUGUUACAAUGAGUAACAGUAACAAUUAAAUUGCGUCUCCCAGUGCCUGUAUAAAUAAGUAUAUUUGUCUUCAUCUCUAAUUUUUUAGUGCAUGCCUCCUUUUUAUUUCCUUUUAAAAUGUCUUUGCAAGAAAACUGCUUUUAUUUAAAUUCUGAAUUUGAUAAUAAAUUAUUUCAGAUUUUAUAAUUUGGAUACUUUUCCCAGGCAAGAGACAGAACUAUUCUUAUACAACAAAAAAUAGAAGCUGUUUGGAAAUUUCUUGAGUAGUUACUAAAAAGGGAUGGGGGGAAAGCGGUUGGGAACUUGAAGGCUCCAGUAAAUUGCUGGGUUUGGAUGCACUUUUUCUUUUUGAUAGGGAUUUUUGGAAAGGAAUAGAAAAUUAAUGUAAAUUGGUAUGAUUUUAUUUAAUCAAAAUUAUUGCUAUGAGCUGUGAGAAACAGCUUUUAUAAAGCAGUUGGAACUUUUUUCACUUGAUUUGGAUUCAGAUUGCUUCGGUGUUCUAAAAAUGCUUUAAUUUUCAGUUCUUGGUCUUGGAAAUAAAUUUCAAGGUGUAUUUUAUCUAUUUCAGCUGCUUUUUUUUUCCUCUAAACUAUGUGAGCAAGUUCUGGGGGAGGAUCUAUCUUUUUUUUUCCCUCCUAAAACAAAAAGGGAGAAGAGUAUACAUCCUUUUUUAAAAUGAGUUACAUGGAUUUUGUAAAACAAAAAACAAAACCCAUCAAUCAUGGUGAGUGAUCACCAUGUGAUCCACCAAUCAUCAUUGGUCACAUUGUGUUUUGCUAACUUGUUGAUUGGCAUGAUAUAACAGCUUGUUAAGAUAAAUUGAUUGUUAUUCGAUUUUAGCAAUAAACCAAUAUUGGUUUAUUUCUAUAACUGGAAAACCUAAGUAUCCAUGGAAAGGGAUGCACUCACUAUGAAGAAUGUUCUAUAGAAAACAUACUUUUUUCAGAAUUCAGAUUUGCCUUACUAUAUACUGUUAGGAUUUGGUUUUAAUUUAAUUGUUAUUUUUUUAGUCACUAUAAUUACUGUACUUUUAAAAAAACACCCUACCUCCAUUAACAUUUGAAAAAGUUCCACUUUCAAGAAAAAAAAUUUUUUUAAAGGAAAGCUACUCUUUGCUCAGUUCAGUGUAUUUGAAGUGAACAAGCACUUUUCAAAUAAAAUUUUCAGUUUAUAUGUAUGGUGAAAAAAAUUUUUUUAAUUCUGCUGGUAGGAUCAUUUGUCUUAGUUUUAAAGAGAUGUUAUUAAAAGUGCCCAAUCCUAUUAGUCUGGUGCCACUUUUAAAGGCUUCAUACACAGAACAACAAGUACAAUAAAAAAUAGGAUUGGUGCAGAUGAACCCACAUAGCAUUGUCAGCAUGACAACCUUUAGAACAGACCAUUUUUUAAGGAUAAGCAGUCAGUCAGUUUCCAUUUAGGCCCUGGCAUUUAAUGAUAAGAAUAGUACCAAUCAUAGUGGUACUUUGUAUGUUUUAACUAUAAAGGGAAGUUGAACUGAAAUAACAGACUGAUUGCCCGAAAGUCCAUAAACAUUAUCAGUUCACUACUUUUUUUUUUUAAUUGAUGGUUCAGAGCUGAAUGCUGUUAUAAGCUAAUGAAUAUUCAGUGUGAUUAGACCACUGUCACGCACAGUGGUAAAGAAGGCAAGAUGUUUGUAUACACAAAUCAGACUAGAAUUUUAACUUGUCAGACCAGUGAAAUAAUGGAUGUAGACCUUUUUUCUUUCAGUUUGACCAGUUUCACUGAACUGACUGAAUCGGUUGUCUUGGCAUUAUGUACACAAAGCCUUAAUUACAUGACUGAGUUCAAAAGUCACAUGGUUAUACAAUUCAACAUAUUCCAUGCAUACUUGUUACAUAUUUUUAUCUGCACAAAAAUUUUGCCCAGUCAAAACUUUUGAACUGUAACAACCCACUAUCAAAAUUAAAAUCCCAUUCAAUUCAAAUCAUUUUAGCAUUUAGAAUUGUUUUUUUAAUACAUUAGGGUUUUCCUCCAAUUUCGCAAUAUUAGCUAUCCAUUAUUUUGAGGUGUUGGACUUUCAUUUGAAUAUAAUUAUAGUUCCAUUGAGUUUGUAUUUACAAAUGACAUUGAAAAUCACAUAACUAAAACUGAGCAAAAUGGGUACAACUUUCUUUUAAAACAGUGCUGCCUAUUGAAGAUUGACAGUUUGACAGUUUUCACAGCCUAACAUAGUUUCAUUACAGGCUAUAAAGAAGCUGUACGUAUUAGCAUUAAAGAAGCUAAAAUGGGUAUGUACUGUUCGUGGUUGAUGUGUGAUCUAAUUGUAAUUCUCCUUGCAUUAAGAUCAGACAAUUCAUAAGCCCCCAGUUCAGAAAACAUUGCAUAGUAUUUCAGGUUAAAACUAGCAACAACAAAUUAUUAAUUUCCUUUUUUGGAUUUGGUUUUAAGGAUUUCCCUCUCCUGUUUUCUCCCCAACAAUCUCCCCAUUUGUUUGACAGGUAUACACAAAGGAGUUCGUCUCUGUCACUUAGGUUUUCACUUUAUGUCUCACUGUAUCCUGGCAUUGGCUGACAUGUAUAAGUCUGGAUAUGUGUAUUACAAUGCCCCCAAAUCAUGAAAUUCCUCAUUUUCCAGUAGUGGAGACAUGGUCUAAUUGGCAUAGUGCAUCAAAAUUAUUUUUCAUUGCACCAUGACAUCACUAAAAUUGAGUGCUGUAAUGUUACAGGGCUGUCAGGUUUGUAAAAACAUAACCAUAAAUUAUAUUGGAGUUGGAUAUGAGUUGGGUAUCUAUAAAAUAUCACGUGUAUUUCAAAAAUAUUGAACUGCUGUUUGAUGAUAAUGCUGCAUUAUUUUCUUCUGUUCCUUAUCCUUUGGAGAAAGGGAUUAAAAUGAAGUUUGAAAUGUGCAAGCUGUCUAAACAAGAUGCAGUCAAAUAAAACAUGGUUAAGUUGUGUUUGCAUUUUUCUUUUAAA